GAGUUGACCAAAAUGCUGUAUAAAUCAGCACUCGGUAGCUACCACCAAACUACAACUUCACAAAAAUACAAACUUCAAUUUGCUUGCUAUUGAAAUUCCGGCAACCAUGUCAACCAUCGACACCCCGGAGGCGCCCUUAAAGUCGUCAGGUGCACCGGAGUACUCGAGUACUAAAGGUCUGGUGGUUGAUGUGGCUCUAAGGGUCUUGCUAUUUGCAACAGCCUUGGUUGCUAUCAUUGUUAUGGUCACUUCUAAACAAACCAAAAUGAUUCCAGUUGCACCAGGUCUUGUAGUACCCAUGACUGCAAAAUUUACUCAGUCCCCAGCUUUCAUAUAUUUCAUAGCAGCAGUCUCGGUUGCUUGCUUGUACAGCAUCAUUACGGCUGCGGUAUCGGUUUUGGCUCUCAUGCGAGGAGGAAUAUCUACAAAGAUGCAGUUUCAUUUCGUGAUGUUUGAUGCUCUGCUACUAGGAAUUGUGGCUGCAGCCACAGGAGCAGCAGGCGGAGUCGCAUACAUUGGAUACAAGGGAAACACUCACACUCGAUGGAACAAGAUAUGUAAUACGCACGACUCCUUCUGCUUCCACAUUGCAUCCUCUCUUGUGCUAUCACUCAUAUCAUCGAUCGCACUUUUGCUUCUUGUUUGGCUCUCCCUUUAUGUACUUUCCAAGAAGAUUGCAAGGCGUUAGCUGAUCGAAACGCUGAUUAUUUCUCAUGGACCGACUGUUUUGAUGUUACUUAUUGUUCAUUUCGUCGUCAUUCUGUAUAUGUUUUCCUUUUAGUUGGCUUGUUAUUGAUAUCAUUGGUUAAUUAAUUUGUCUUACAAAAGCGUUAAGGUCCUAAGUUGCACAAGAGUGUAGAUUUAAGAAAUUCUAAGAGUCUCAACUUCUUUUCAUAGUUG
This is a messenger RNA of Helianthus annuus (common sunflower), 900 nucleotides long. RefSeq names its product CASP-like protein 1. The coding region runs from base 107 to 688 and encodes 193 amino acids. The record is from RefSeq and is a predicted model, not a curated record. The transcript is spliced from 3 exons. NCBI's taxonomy places the organism in Eukaryota, Viridiplantae, Streptophyta, Magnoliopsida, Asterales, Asteraceae.